ACAAUUAUGCAUAAAAUUGUGCAUAAUAUUAUGACUGUAUAAAAUUCUGCAAGUCUUAUGCACAGCAAAGUGCCUAAGGAUUUAGUGUGUAGGCACGGUUUUUCCCUAUAUAACCCUGGUUGGUACCCGGAUAUUCCGGUAAAUGUUAGAGCCCUAGUUAUUUAGACAUUCCCCCAUUUAGCAUGUGGUAAAUCACGGUCUAAUUUGCAGGUACAUGGGCAUGGUGGCCAAAAUGACGGGGGGCAAGAGAGUGGAUUAUUCCAUGAGCGGUGGAUACGCGCGGCGGUGCGACGCGGGUGCCCUCUCUUACGAGAAGGGACCCGAGUGGACCAUUUCGCCAAUGCGAAAAGUAAAGAAGAAUAAGUCGCCCAGCAAGGUGCACAAGGACCACUGCUCCUCCAAAGCCAGGAAGAAAUUGCUGAACGCAAUGAGUUUGGAGCGGUGCAAGGAACGGCCCGAGGCCCCCUCGCGCUUCCAGAGGAAGCGCAUUGGCGGCCGGCGCGACGCCCACUACGGCGACCCUACGCCGGACGUGUCGGAGGACGUCCUGCAGCAGAGGUGCGCCGAUAUUUUGGCUAGGAAGUUUGCGGCGGCGGACACUGCAGAGAAGCGAGCAAUAAUUGAGAGGGACACCCGCGGCCAGCAGGACAACCCCUUGUGGGAAGAGUGGCACAGGGACACCCUCUCUUCAGUGAACUUCAAGAAAGCAGCAAUUCGCGGCGUGGACAUUCCAUGCGAUAAGUUAUUGAGGACCAUUCUCAGAAGAAAGAAGUGGAAGAAACUCCCAAGUGCUAUCGAAUUCGGAAUCACUCACGAGAAAGACGCAGUAGCGUUUUACGAACGGAAAUUUACAGUCAGCACUAAGGAGUGUGGACUCUUUGUAGACGCCGAAACCCCAUUUUUGGUGGCUAGCCCUGACCGACUUGUCGGCUCAAAUGGCCUCCUUGAGGUAAAAUGCCUCUACGCCAACAGUCAGAAAUAUAAGAAUAUAGACGGGAGUAAAAUUGACUCUUUGAGAGAAACUAAAAAAGGCAGCGGUGAGUUUAUAUUGUUUAGGGGCCAUGAUUACUAUUAUCAAAUUCAGGGGCAAUUGAAUAUUACGGGGCGGGCGUGGUGCGACUUAGUAUUGUACAACAGACAUACAGAAGUUAAGGAAGGAAAAAGCAUAGUUACAGAGGACAUCAAGGUGGAAAAAAUUUAUAGGGAUUCAAAGUUUUGGAAAGAGAAGAAACCUAAAUUAAUAAAAUUUUAUAAAGACUACAUGCUUCCUGAACUUGCAGACUCUAGGAUAGAUAGGGAAAUGGAGUGCCGUAAUCCAGCGUACGCAAUUGAACCAAUAGCGAAGAGAAGAGCAAAAUUGUUAGCUAACCUAUUAGCUAAGAAAAAAGCGCAGCAAUCGGGCCGACGGCCGGAAACAGUUGAAAUAGAUGUCAAUGUUGAUGAAAAUGAAAAUGAUGAUGAGAAUGAUGAUGUCUAGUACUAAUUCUUUGAGUGUCUGCGCCCGAGCCCGAGUGGGGGGGGGGGGCAGAAUAAAUAGUGUGUGAGCUUCAAGGCAUUUUAUGAAAUGCAUACAGCAAGUUUCCUGUUUGUAAGACGCUCGUGAGUGUGAGUGAUUCCAAAUUUUGUACCAUAUUGAGUAAGUUACAAGUGUAUUUUUUUAAAAGGAAGUCUCAUUUGUUUAUGAUAUUUAGCAAUAAUGACCGGCUGUUUGGGUCCUUAAUAAAAGCAGAUUAUCAGAU
Messenger RNA from Frankliniella occidentalis (western flower thrips), 1739 nucleotides. RefSeq lists its product as uncharacterized. The transcript has a single exon. Lineage: Eukaryota; Metazoa; Arthropoda; Insecta; Thysanoptera; Thripidae. The coding region runs from base 215 to 1477 and encodes 420 amino acids. The record is from RefSeq and is a predicted model, not a curated record.